Molecule: messenger RNA, 1524 nt
Organism: Aspergillus pseudoviridinutans
Lineage: Eukaryota; Fungi; Ascomycota; Eurotiomycetes; Eurotiales; Aspergillaceae
Product: UbiD family decarboxylase
Exons: 2
Coding region: 1-1524 (507 amino acids)
Biological process (GO): cinnamic acid catabolic process; ferulate metabolic process
Cellular component (GO): cytoplasm
Molecular function (GO): carboxy-lyase activity
Source: RefSeq, a predicted model, not a curated record
AUGGCUCCCACGAGAGAUAGAGACCCAGAGCCUCCGCACCUGAGCUUCCGCACCUUUGUGGACUCUCUUCGGGACGACAACGAUUUGGUGGAAGUGAACGACCCCGUCGAUCCGAACCUCGAGGCUGCAGCUAUUACUCGUCUCGUCUGUGAGACUAAUGACAAGGCACCGCUGUUCAAUAACGUCCUUGGGGCCAAGAAUGGCUUUUUCCGCAUUCUUGGCGCUCCUGCUUCUCUACGCCAGUCCAAAACGCAACGCUUUGGGCGCAUUGCGCGACACCUGGCCCUGUCUCCCGACUCCAGCGCUAGUGCCAUCAUGGAGAAGUUGCUCUCCGUCGGGUCGCAGGAGCUGGUUGAUCCUGUUACGGUCGAGUCGGGCCCUGUCAAGGAGAACAGCAUCGAAGGCGACGAUAUCGACUUAACGGCCAUCCCAGCUCCCAUGGUGCAUGAGACCGAUGGCGGCAAGUAUAUUGGCACCUACGGCGUGAACGUUCUCGCAACGCCCGAUGGUCAAUGGGUCAACUUGUCCAUCAACCGAGCCAUGAUCGUGGGUAAGCGCACCAUGACUGGUGCCUGCUAUCCGCCACAGCACAACUGGCAGAUCGUCAACAAGUGGCGGGAGAUCGGCCAGGACGCGCCGUGGGCGUUCGCGUUUGGUGUUCCCCCAGCAGCCGCCUUGGUGGCAGCCAUGCCCAUUCCAGACGGUGUCAGCGAAGCUGCCUAUGUCGGUGCCUUGAGCGGGGAACCUCUGAAGCUGGUCAAAUGCGACACUAACGAUCUCUAUGUCCCAGCCAACGCCGAGAUUGUCUUUGAGGGCACCAUUUCAAUCACGGAACAGGUCCCUGAGGGUCCUUAUAGCGAGAUGCAUGGGGUCAACUUUCCUGGAGACUCCCGCAUGAUGCCACUGUUCAAGGUCAACAAGAUCAGCUACCGCAAUAACGCUAUUCUCCCACUGUCGGCCACGGGCAGACUAACAGAUGAAACCCAAUCCUUGGGGGGUCUGCUCUCAGCCGCUGAAGUCUUGAAGCUCUGCCGGGUUGCCAGAUUACCAAUUUUGCAAGCUAGUUCGCCGCUCAUUUCUCAGUGCACCUGGGUCGCGCUUCAGGUUGAUGGAACCCGACUUCGGGCCAUGAAGGUCACUCCGAAGGAGUUAGCCGAUCUUGUCGCUAAUGUAGUGUUCGAGUCCAAGGCAGGGGUGCCAUUUCACCGUCUCCUACUGGUCGGCGAGGACAUCGACGUCCAUAACGAUGCUGACAUCAUGUGGGCGUUCUCUACGCGGUGCCGUCCCGGGCUAGACGAGUAUCCCUACGAAGAUGUCAAAGGCUUCGCACUCAUCCCUUAUAUGGCCCACGGGAACGGCAACCCUACUAAGGGCGGCAAGGUAGUCUGUGAUGCGCUAUUCCCUGUUGAAUACACCACGGGCAGAAACUGGAUCAACACCAGCUUUCGGCAAGGUUAUCCAAAACCACUGCAGGACAAGAUUUUGGCCUGCUGGGAGAAGAGAGGAUUUAGCCAGCUGGACUAG